Molecule: messenger RNA, 489 nt
Organism: Ustilago hordei
Lineage: Eukaryota; Fungi; Basidiomycota; Ustilaginomycetes; Ustilaginales; Ustilaginaceae
Exons: 1
Coding region: 1-489 (162 amino acids)
Source: RefSeq, a predicted model, not a curated record
AUGUCCAAAGGGGGGAACCAUUUGCUGGACCUCAUGAGCACUCUGAAUAGCGAGCCCCUGCUCGAGACCCCUCGCAGUGAUGCCACAGCAGAAAUAUAUGAUGACAUCUCCAUACUUGAGACACCCCACACAGAGUCGCCUGGCCCUGUCAACUACAUGGCCUUCACCAUGGCAUGCUCUGACAAACAGGCACCCACCAUCAGCAAUCACCACUUAGAUCAUAUAGCAUUCGCAACCACUGUGAUGGCUGGUGCUGCUCUCAUUGCAAGCAGACAGCAGAUGUGCAGUGCCAAUGGCAUCCUGCUAGAGCCACUCUCCCUCAAUGAGGCCAAGACUUGUGAUGACUGGUACAAAUGGCAGGAAGCCAUGGUCAGUGAGAUGAACAGCAUGUGCAAGAUGAAUGUCUUCGAACUGGUCGAUGUUCCAAAGAAUGGCAAACUAAUUGGCAUUCGAUGGGUUUACAAACUCAAGCUCGAUGCACAACAAUGA